AUGGAUUCAAAAGAAACAUUCUCAGAGAAUGAAGAGGCACCGACUUAUGCGCCAUCCAUUCCAGUGCCUAAUGUUCAAGAGUUGGUGAGAAAGGAUCCUUUGCAAGCUUCACAAAGAUAUGUUAGGGACCUAGAAGACAGACCAAAAGAUACUGAUAUGUCCCUUUCUUCCCUUAUUCCUGUCAUUGAUUUGUCAUUACUAUUGAUGGGGAAUGAGGAGGAACUAGACAAAAUUGAUCUGGCUUGCCAAGAGUGGGGUUUCUUUCAGGUACUGUACCAUAAGAAAGAAUUGCAGAAAAUGAAGGAUGCUGCAGCUGAGUUUUUUGAGCUUCCACUAGAAGAGAAGAACAAGUAUGCAAUGCUUUCAAAUGACAUACAAGGUUACGGCCAAGCAUAUGUCAUUUCUGAGGAGCAGAAACUGGACUGGUCAGAAGCACUAAUUCUUGUGAUUCACCCUUCACGUUAUAGGAAGCUCAAGUUUUGGCCAAAAUUGCCAAAAGGGUUCGAGGAAAUCAUGGUAAUGGACAAGGAAGCUCUGCUUGGACUGCACAAACAAUUGGUGCAAGCUUGCCGUGUGAACUACUACCCUGCUUGCUCCAAACCAGACCUAGUACUAGGUGUUAGUCCACAUUCGGACACCAGCACUAGAACCAUACUUGUGCAGGAAGACUCUAUGUGGAGUAAUGGCAAGUACAAAAGCAUUGAACACCGAGCUCUUGCAAAUCACACGAAGGCAAGGAUCUCCUAUGCAUCAUUCCUGGUCCCACACGAUCAGAUAGAGAUUGAACCACUAGAUCACAUGCUCAACCCCCAAAGUCCACAAAUGUAUAAGAGAGUGAAGUUUGGGGAAUACUUGAGGAGCUCCAUGACAGUAAAAAUAGAGGCCAAAGCACAUACGAAGUUGGCAAGGAUUGAGGCUCUCGCUUAA
Molecule: messenger RNA, 927 nt
Organism: Theobroma umbraticum
Lineage: Eukaryota; Viridiplantae; Streptophyta; Magnoliopsida; Malvales; Malvaceae
Source: RefSeq, a predicted model, not a curated record